AUUUUAACAUCGAUUUAUUGUAGUGAGUGUUGCUAUUAUCAUUCUCUAUAUUAAUCGUUUUAACUUACAAUCUUGUUUGCUGUGAAGAAAUGUUAAUGUUACGGAGCCGAAACGUGGACACUGACGGUACGGCUGGUCCACAAGUUUAAAGUCGCUCAGCGGGCUAUGGAAAGAGCUCUAUGCUUGGCAUUUCUCUGAGGGAUCGCAUCAGAAAUGAGGUGUCGUCGUUCUGCCGCGACGUCUGCGUCAAACUGCAGGCCUGCCCGUGCCUCUUCGGCCCCGACGAGCACAGCGACCACUGCCCUAAUGACUGCCAGCGGGUUGACAAGUCCACCUUCCAUCAAUACACGGAACGCCGAGGCAGACCAAAAGGCAGCGUCAACGGCAGGAGGAAAAAGAAAAAGGCCGCUCCAGAGAAGAAGGAAAAGGAGCAACAGCCGUCGCAAGAGACGGAGAGCAACAAGGACGUGGAGUCCGUGGAGAGCGAGCACAGCGCCGGCUCCGCGCCGCCCUCCUCGCCCGGCACGCGGCGAGUUUGA
Helicoverpa armigera (cotton bollworm) is the source of this 539-nucleotide messenger RNA. RefSeq names its product scm-like with four MBT domains protein 1. The transcript is spliced from 3 exons. The record is from RefSeq and is a predicted model, not a curated record. Lineage: Eukaryota; Metazoa; Arthropoda; Insecta; Lepidoptera; Noctuidae. Bases 180 to 539 code for a protein of 119 amino acids.